GAACACCAACAAAUCCUAAGUAAUUUCCAAGUGAUUUCCAAACGAAGAGCCCCUCCGAAAAAACGAAACCACCAACUAAAUCAUUCAUGGCCUGUUUUCCGAAGGAUCGGACAUUGGUCGGUGCGAUGAUGAACUACUGCGAGAGCAUGAGGAUCAGAAACCCCGUUAUUCUUACUGGGUGUGCCGACUACCUGGGAAAAAAUGCCAGGAGUCUUCCGGCAGGAACGAUCGUGUCGAUUUUCGUGCCAUUCGGUAGCCUCUACUUCCGGCCUCCAGAGCUGAUAUCCAACCGAUUUUGGAAGUCUUUGGAGGACGCGGUGGCCAAUAAGUUUCUUCAACUGAAGCCGAACGAUGCGUUGGACGUUUUGCUGGCCUUUGUCCACCUGGAACGAUGCCCGGUUAAGUUCGUCGAAAAGGUCUUCAGGGCCGGUUUUCUCGAUCGGCUUUUCCACAGACGGAACCUUCGCUCGCUCGACGCUUCCAAGACGAAACUGAGGCUCUUCGACGCCGCCAUGACACUCGAAUGCCCGCAAUACGCGGGCCCGAUGAUCCCGAGGGGCGAGAGGCCCGGAAACCCAGUCUGCCAGGACGCGAGGCUCAAGCGAAUCGUCAACCGGUUUCAUCCUCAUCUCGUCAAGCUUGCGGGCCGCCAUUACACCGUCAGCAAGACCAUUUUCCUGGGCCAGCUGCCCAGCAUCGAGUUCUACGCGAUCGACGCCCUCAUUUAUCCAAAAUCCGGUCCUUUUCCGAGCCAGGUUUUCAGCUUGGAAAAACGGCACCGAAACCUCAGCACCGCCGUUCUUGUUCAUCUACCCGAACAUUUUUGCCGGAACAGUCCGCAGCUUAUGGGACCUCAAGUCACGAGGAAAAGGCACUUCCGGAAACUUGGUCUCCGCGUUAUGUCACUCGAUUUUCACACUCUCGAGAAAAUUGUUAACGAUCCACUCGCUGUCGCUCGAUACCUCGAGGAAAGAUUGCUUGCCGCUGAAGAGGGAAUGUAGAAACCUGGUACUGCGUCAAUUUGCUUGUAACUGAUAUCCUGAGCUUAAUUCAGUCGACGCAAGUGUUUUGAUAGUUUCUCUCUGAAGAUUUCCAUCAACAGCUCCAACGCUGUUGCACGUCGCUAGUCCGAAUAAGUACGAAAAAAUUGUUCAACCUUCAGAAAACUCGGUUCCGGUGUUCUGUUU
Messenger RNA from Diprion similis, 1187 nucleotides. Its product is annotated as FAST kinase domain-containing protein 3, mitochondrial-like. The coding region runs from base 87 to 1001 and encodes 304 amino acids. Gene Ontology annotation, biological process: mitochondrial RNA processing; regulation of mitochondrial mRNA stability. NCBI's taxonomy places the organism in Eukaryota, Metazoa, Arthropoda, Insecta, Hymenoptera, Diprionidae. Gene Ontology annotation, molecular function: RNA binding. The transcript has a single exon. The record is from RefSeq and is a predicted model, not a curated record. Gene Ontology annotation, cellular component: ribonucleoprotein granule; mitochondrial matrix.